AUGAUCGUGCUGAAGCAGUGGGCAGAACACCCGUCUAGCCCCGCGGACAAGUCCAUUCUCAUCGAAGAUUUCACCUUCUCAUUCCCUUUCCUACUCUACUCUCAGAACGAUCUCGCAUGGGACGCCUUCGAUUCUGACAAGCCGCACCAACUCAAACACAUGCAUAACGUCGCCAAUCUCAUUCGAUCUGGCCAUUAUUCCUCGAUCAUCAAUCCUCUUCACGCUUGCACUUCAAACCACUGGCUUGCCGCGAAGAUCGAUCUCCAGAAUAAGCAUUUGCUUGUUGGCGAUUCUCUCGUUCGCCAUUCAAGGCCGAUUGAUGUCUCGGACAAGGAUUGGAAGGGCUAUAACCGUCUGGCCAACAAACUCGGCGCCACCCUUGAUUCGAAAGCUUACCAGCUUCCACACGAGGUUCAAGAUGACGGUUAUUCCUGUGGCGACGUCACAUUCAAUACCAUCGAACAUGCGGUUUUUCCGAAUGUCGCACCAUGGGAUCCUAUGUACAAGGCCGCUCUCCGUGCGGAGUGGGCCUUAUUCUUAGUCACUCGUCCUGGCAGUUUCUUCUCGCUGGAGGACCUAGGACUGUCUGCCGAUAUCAUUCAAGCCCGUCAUGAUGGUCGACGUCUUUCGCACCAUGAGACUGUGUUUCGCCCUCUUUCUGCUCCGCGUUCACCACCCUCGCCCCCGGCUCCUAUCGCUACUCGCUCAUCAUCCCCAUCUGACUCAGUCACCUCUUCUGGCUCCUCUUUCAUCUUUGUCGGUUCCGACGGCGACUCUGAUGACAACGAUGGAGACGAUUCAUUGGAUGAGCUUUUCGGUGCUGUCUAUGGCUUUGGAACCUCCCACACAUCACCUUCAUUCUCUCCGCUUCUGACUUCCCCUAUCACCUCUAUGCUCCCAUCAUCAUCGCCUCCGCGAUCUUCGCCAGAACUCGAACAACCUCACGAUCUCAAACCAGUGCCACCUCAAUUACAGCAACACAGCCUUCCUCGUCGUAUCAAUACAAAGGCCAGCCAGCAAACGCUCACCCAGUUCUUCAAGAAGGUCUCUCGUGAGGACGCUGAACGGGAACGGCUUGCAACAAGGGCCGAGCGUGAGGAGGAAGAGAGAGAGAGAAGAGAGUCCAUCAGGCGCCAAGAGGCACUGCGAGCACUGCGUCGAGCAGAGCGAACAAGAGCGAAGAAUCGGCUGCGGAAACAAGAUUACCGGUGUCGGCAGAAGGAGAAGAAGCGUCUAGAGAAGGAACACAUCGAGGAGGAGCGCCUCGAGAAGGAGCACCUCAAGAAGGAGCGCCUCGAGAAGGAGCGGCUGGAGAUGGGGCGCAUUGAGAAGGAGCGGCUGGAGAAGGAUCGAUCAGCGACAGAGCGGGAGCUUGUCGAUGCCAUUGUCAUUGCAAGCUACGCAUCUACCUGGACGACUGACAAGUCAGUUGAUGCUAUCCAGGCGUAG
This is a messenger RNA of Stereum hirsutum FP-91666 SS1, 1449 nucleotides long. RefSeq lists its product as uncharacterized. Lineage: Eukaryota; Fungi; Basidiomycota; Agaricomycetes; Russulales; Stereaceae. The transcript has 4 exons. The record is from RefSeq and is a predicted model, not a curated record. Bases 1 to 1449 code for a protein of 482 amino acids. Gene Ontology annotation, molecular function: cysteine-type peptidase activity. Gene Ontology annotation, biological process: proteolysis.